Molecule: messenger RNA, 4562 nt
Organism: Oncorhynchus nerka (sockeye salmon)
Lineage: Eukaryota; Metazoa; Chordata; Actinopteri; Salmoniformes; Salmonidae
Gene: ccdc146
Product: coiled-coil domain containing 146
Exons: 23
Coding region: 233-3094 (953 amino acids)
Cellular component (GO): cytoskeleton
Source: RefSeq, a predicted model, not a curated record
GCUGAGAUUUACUGAAGCAUUUUGUUGUUUAGCUAGCUAGCUACCAACAACAUUUACAAAUAGCUCUACUUCCCAGAGCUAACUUUUAUGGCAUAAUGCUGGAUCAUUAUUUUGACAAACUUGGAGUCACAGGUGAAUAAAGGGACUGUUACAGCGUGUCUGUCUGCUGUCUCUAUCUGCGUGUCUGUCUGCGUGCGUGUCUGUCUGUCUGCGUGCGUGUGACAGGGCCACUAUGAGCCAAGCUGGGGAGCAGACCAACCCUCCCAGUGGAGGAGGUGAGGAGGAGACUACUCCUUUAUCAGCCCUGGCUCCUGAUGCUGCCCUACAGGAGGAGAGCCUGGCCCUGGGCCCCACUCACGUCUCUGCCAUCCCAGCCUUCCAGUGCUUAGACCAGCUGUUCUCUACUGGGAAGAUCAGUGGGACCAAAGCAGCGAAGCUCAAAGCCAGUUUCAGCCUGCUCCUUGACACCUUGAAAAGCUCUCAGCAGUCAGAAAUCCGGCUGCUGCAGGAGGCCAAGCGGUUCAGAGCAGAGCUGGAGCGCCAGCAGAGAGAUCUGGAGACGGCUGAGCAGUUCCCUGAGGGGCCGGACACAGAGGUCAGCCGUAUGAGACAGCAGCUCCUCAAGUUCCACAACGACCUGCGACAGGCAGAGGAGAGGGACUACCAGAUGAACUACCAGCUAGAGUGUCUCACAGAAGAGAAGCUUUGCCUGGAGAAAGAGUAUGAGUCUCAACCCAAACCAGUUGAGCUGGAGAAACGUGCGAAGGCCCUGAAGGACAGCAGUGAGGAGCUGAGGAAGGAGGUGUCUCAGAGGAGACAGGAGAUACACAGCCUGCUGGAGGACAUGGAGGCCAGACACAAACUGAUGACCAGGGAGCAGAGAGAACUGGACCACAAGAAGGACAGCAUAGUAAACAACCAGGCUGAGUUGGCCCAGCUUCUGUCUGUUCCUGGCCAGUUGGGGAAGGAGAUUGAGAGGAUCAACAGGAAGAAGAUGGAGGUUGAGAAAAGUAAGGCGGCCCUAGACGAGCAGCUGUCUGAGGUGGCGGCUCUGCAGAAGAUGACAGAGGCCCGCUGUCGCUCCCUGGAGGAGGAGAAGAGGGAGGUGAGGAGGCAGGUGGAGGGGCGCAGGGCACACCUGGAGGCUGCCGAGAGGGAACACAGCAUGCUGCAGAAAGAGCAGGAGAUGACCAAGGAGAAGGAGGUCAUUAUGAUGGGACAGAGAGGUAUGCUGGACAUCAAUACAGGCCACUGCAUCAUGGAAAGGAAGACCGUGCAUGAGAACCUGGCACAAAAGCAGCGUGAGAGGGACCGGCAGCUCAGAGAGCUGAAGAAGGUGGAGCUGCAGCCCAGGACAGCCCACAGUGUUCUGGUCCACACUCAGCUACUGCAUGACAAGACCAAGUCUACAGUUAAACCCUCUGUGGAAAGGGUUCUAUGUACAAGACAGGAGAUACAGUUAGAAGUGGACAAGCUGAAGAGAAACUUGAUUCAUCAGCAACCAGUAGCGGAGGUGGAGACCCAGCUGAUAGAACAGUGUGUGGAACAGGAGCAGGAGCUGAUGAGACAGUCUCACAGACACAGAGAGGAGCUCCACACCCUCAGCUGUCUGACUCAGAUCAAAGCUGAUGAGAGAGAGCAGAAGUCCAGGGACCGCCACAGGGCUGAGCAAAGAUACCAUCGCAUCAAGCAAGAGCUGAGAGGCAAGAGUCUGGUGAUCCAUGAACUCAAGAAGCAGAACCAGGAGGUCCAGUCCAGGCUUGGUGUGUUUGCCAAGCUGUACGACAACAUCAAGGGUGAUAGGAACAAGUGUAUGAACCUGAUCCAGAUGGCCUCCCAGAGAACGGCUGAGAUGAGAGAGAAGUUCAAGAUCCUGGACAACGAGAUUGAGAUCCUCAGAACCAACGCCAUCAACAAAGAGAAGCUGCUCCAGAAGUCCCGUCUGAAGCACUUCCACAGCCACACCAUCAGAGACAGCCUGAGGAACGAUAUCUCCAAGGUGACCCUGGUGCUUCAUGAGAUGAGACAGAAGAGGGAGGAGCAGAAGCUGAACCUGGGCCGGCUGACCCACAUGAUCAACUACCAUGAACAGAACCUGCUACAGAUGAGGAAGAGCCACGACAACGCCGUGCAGAGUCGCAAUGACAGAGGGGUACAGUUGCUGGAGCGUGAGGAGGAGAUGUGUAUUUUCUACGAGAAGGUGAAUGUUCAGGAGGGCCUGAUCAGAGACGGUAACAUAGAGAUGCAGGCGCUGGAGGAGGAGACGCGCUGCCUGCAGAUGAUCACCAAGGAAGAAAGAAGACAGACAGCCCUCAGCAGGAACCUGGUGCCCUGCCAGAGGAGACUGAAGGGAGAGAGCACCAUGCUGCAGAUACAGCUGUCAGAGUGUAAGGAGCGUAUGUUGGAGCUAGAGAAGGCCUUGGAGGAUCCAGGACAGGAGAACAGGGCCAGAGAGCUGGAGGGGAACGACCCAUCUCCUGUUGAACUCAUCCAGAAGAUAGAACAGCUGGAGGUUGGCUUGGCGGAGCGGGAAGAGCUGCUCCUGGAGAAGGACUUGGUGUUUGAGCAGGUGACCCGGAUCUCUCAGCGAAUCAGAGCUAAGGCCGAGAACGGCAAGCAGGACACACUGCAGCUAGCCAAGAAGGUGAAUGAGUUGCAGGGCCGUAUCAAGGAGUCAACCAGGAGGAUGAUGGCCGUGGUGUCUGAGUUGUCGAUGCGCCAAGCCAGCGCCAUGACCCUGCAGCAGGAGCUGAAGGAGAGGGAGCUGUUCCUGGACACCUGCCACCGACGCCUGGACCAGGGUCUGCCCCCCUCUGAAGACCUGGAGCAGGAGUGGCAACACAUCCUCAGGGAUGAGCAGCGCAGGCAGGCCGACCAGCAGGAGAAAGACAGGCUGGUGGAGGAGGAGGAGAGGUCCCAGCUCCCUAGUGGAGUAUACACCACGGCCGAGGCCCGACCCAACGCCUACAUCCCCCUGGGGGACACCCUGCCCCUGCCCAAGCCCUACGGAGCCCUGGCCCCCUUCAAACCCUCUGAGCCCGGCACCAACAUCAGACACAUUCGCAAGCCUGAACCAAAACCCAUUGAGAUAUAGACCUGGACCAAACCCAUUGAGAUAUACUGUAGACCUGGACCAAACCCAUUGAGAUAUACUGUAGACCUGGACCAAACCCAUUGAGAUAUACUGUAGACCUGGACCAAACCCAUUGAUAUAUACUGUAGACCUGGACCAAACCCAUUGAGAUAUACUGUAGACCUGGACCAAACCCAUUGAGAUAUACUGUAGACCUGGACCAAACCCAUUGAGAUAUACUGUAGACCUGGACCAAACCCAUUGAGAUAUACUGUAGACCUGGACCAAACCCAUUGAGAUAUACUGUAGACCUGGACCAAACCCAUUGAGAUAUACUGUAGACCUGGACCAAACCCAUUGAGAUAUACUGUAGACCUGGACCAAACCCAUUGAGAUAUACUGUAGACCUGGACCAAACCCAUUGAUAUAUACUGUAGACCUGGACCAAAACCAUUGAGAUAUACUGUAGACCUGGACCAAACCCAUUGAGAUAUACUGUAGACCUGGACCAAACCCAUUGAGAUAUACUGUAGACCUGGACCAAACCCAUUGAGAUAUACUGUAGACCUGGACCAAACCCAUUGAGAUAUACUGUAGACCUGGACCAAACCCAUUGAGAUAUACUGUAGACCUGGACCAAACCCAUUGAGAUAUACUAUAGACCUGGACCAAACCCAUUUAGAUAUACUGUAGACCUGGACCAAACCCAUUGAGAUAUACUGUAGACCUGGACCAAACCCAUUGAGAUAUAGACCUGGACCAAAACCAUUGAGAUAUACUGUAGACCUGGACCAAACCCAUUGAGAUAUAGACCUGGACCAAACCCAUUGAUAUAUACUGUAGACCUGGACCAAAACCAUUGAGAUAUACUGUAGACCUGGACCAAACCCAUUGAGAUAUAGACCUGGACCAAACCCAUUGAUAUAUACUGUAGACCUGGACCAAACCCAUUGAUAUAUACUGUAGACCUGGACCAAACCCAUUGAGAUAUAGACCUGGACCAAACCCAUUGAUAUAUACUGUAGACCUGGACCAAACCCAUUGAUAUAUACUGUAGAACUGGACCAAACCCAUUGAUAUAUACUGUAGACCUGGACCAAACCCAUUGAUAUAUACUGUAGAACUGGACCAAACCCAUUGAUAUAUACUGUAGAACUGGACCAAACCCAUUGAGAUAUAGACCUGGACCAAACCCAUUGAUAUAUACUGUAGAACUGGACCAAACCCAUUGAUAUAUACUGUAGACCUGGACGAACCCCUCUAGUACUACGUCUAACCCACCUAGAUGUAUCUGGGACUAUAAAGUGACAACAUACAUUUAAUCAACAUUUAAUUCAGUUAAAUUUCUGUUGGCACUAAUAGCACUCCAUAUGAGAUACUUGGGUUACCAGUAACAGGAGAAUAUUUAUAAUCUAGGAGUGUAGCAGCCAAUCAUCAUAGGGCCUUUAGAUUCUCAACACAAGCUCAUUAAACAGCAGGUAUAUUUGAA